AUGCACAUGAUGAAGUUUCUUGUAAUUGGAGUUAGUUUGCUUGUGUUCCUGUCAUGCGCAAUGGCAAAAGACGAUGAUAUUGGAACAGUUAUUGGUAUAGAUCUUGGAACAACUUAUUCUUGUGUUGGCGUUUUCAAAAACGGAAGAGUUGAAAUAAUCGCAAAUGACCAGGGAAACAGAAUCACUCCGUCUUACGUAGCGUUUACUGAAGAUGGCGAUCGUCUUAUAGGUGAUGCUGCUAAAAACCAGCUGACAACAAACCCUGAACAUACGAUAUUUGACGUCAAGCGUCUGAUUGGUCGAGAAUGGAAUGAUGAAGCUGUACAGAAAGACAUCAAAAAUUAUCCAUUUAAAGUCGUGAACAAGAAUAACAAGCCACAUAUACAAGCUAAAGUUGGAGAUUCUAUGAAAGUGUUCGCACCAGAAGAAAUAUCUGCCAUGGUCUUGGGUAAGAUGAAGGACAUUGCUGAGGGCUAUCUUGGUAAAAAGGUGACCAAUGCUGUUGUUACGGUCCCUGCUUACUUCAAUGACGCCCAGCGACAGGCUACUAAAGAUGCUGGAAGAAUUGCUGGUCUAAAUGUGAUGAGAAUCAUCAACGAACCAACUGCAGCAGCUAUUGCGUAUGGGCUUGAUAAGAAAGGAGAGAAAAAUGUUCUUGUGUUUGACCUUGGAGGAGGAACCUUUGAUGUAUCCAUACUAACGAUCGAUAAUGGAAUAUUCGAAGUCAUCGCAACAAACGGUGACACACAUCUUGGAGGGGAAGAUUUUGACCAGAGAGUUAUGGAACAUUUUAUAAAAAUGUAUAAAAAGAAAACAGGGAAAGACAUGAGGACUGAUAAACAUGCCAUGCAGAAACUAAGACGUGAGGUCGAAAAAGCUAAACGAGCCCUGUCGUCUGCUCACCAAACCAGAGUAGAAAUUGAAUCAUUGUUUGAAGGAAAUGAUUUCUCAGAAACACUCUCUAGGGCCAAGUUUGAAGAAUUAAACAUGGAUUUAUUCAAAUCUACAAUGAAACCAGUACAGAAAGUAUUAGAUGAUGCCAACAUGAAGAAAUCUGAGAUUGACGAAGUAGUCCUUGUUGGUGGUUCUACACGGAUUCCUAAAGUUCAACAACUUCUCAAAGACUACUUCAGCGGCAAGGAACCAAACCGAGGGGUAAAUCCAGAUGAGGCUGUGGCUUUUGGUGCCGCUGUUCAAGGUGGCAUCAUGAGCGGUGAGGCAGAGACUGGAGGCCUGCUAUUGAUGGAUGUUAACCCACUAACACUUGGUAUAGAAACCGUUGGUGGUGUCAUGGCAAAACUGAUCCCGCGAAAUACCCAAAUACCCACAAAAAGAUCACAAAUAUUUUCAACAGCAGCCGACAACCAGAACGCCGUAACAAUACAGAUUUUUGAAGGUGAAAGAACAAUGACAAAAGACAAUCACAUAUUGGGAAAAUUUGAUUUGACUGGAAUCCCACCAGCUCCGCGAGGAAUACCACAGAUCGAAGUCACGUUCGCUGUUGAUGCUAACGGGAUUUUGGAAGUCAGUGCAGAAGACAAAGGAACGGGUAAGAAAAACAAUAUUGUUAUUCAAAAAGAUGAUAACAGACUUUCACAACAAGAUAUAGAUCGUAUGAUAAAUGAUGCUGAAAAAUUUGCUGAUGAAGAUAAAGCUAUAAAGGAAAAAGUAGAUGCUAAAAAUGAACUUGAAAGUUUGACCUAUAACCUCAAAAAUCAAAUCGGUGAUAAAGAAAAAUUAGGUGGAAAACUAACUGAUGACGACAAAUCAACCAUAGAAAAUGCGAUUGAAGAAAAAAUUAAAUGGUUGGAAAAUAAUCCAGAUCCUUCUAUAGAAGAACUUAAAGAACAGAAGAAAUCGUUAGAAGACAUUGCUAAUCCUAUUGUCAGUAAAGUAUAUCAAGAGUCUGGUUCUUCGUCAGACGGAGAAAAAAGUGAAUUAUAGAUAAAACUCUAGUCCAAAACCUUUGUCUUUCAUUCUAAAUAAUAAUUUCUAUUCGAAGGGAAUUUUGAUGAAUCCGUAAAUGGGACAGAUUGAUUUUUUUAUCUAUGCAUCUGUUCACACUUUCCUUGUAGUAUUAUAAAUGUUCCCCUGAAUCAUUGUUUUUAUGUGAUACGCAUACCCUUUUCUCACAUAAUUGAAUGCAUAAUAUUGUAAAUAUAUUUCCAUUUAUCGAUUCAUAUCAGAAUUUUAUUGUAUGUUUGCAAAUGUUGUUAGUGAAUGAAUUUUUAUAUACUUGAUUUAUAUUUAUUCAAUGUCCCUGUUGUUACUGUUAUUUAUAAUUAAUU
This is a messenger RNA of Mytilus trossulus (common blue mussel), 2288 nucleotides long. Its product is annotated as endoplasmic reticulum chaperone BiP-like. The record is from RefSeq and is a predicted model, not a curated record. Gene Ontology annotation, biological process: endoplasmic reticulum unfolded protein response. NCBI's taxonomy places the organism in Eukaryota, Metazoa, Mollusca, Bivalvia, Mytilida, Mytilidae. The transcript is spliced from 5 exons. The coding region runs from base 1 to 1944 and encodes 647 amino acids. Gene Ontology annotation, molecular function: ATP binding; ATP-dependent protein folding chaperone. Gene Ontology annotation, cellular component: cytoplasm; endoplasmic reticulum lumen; nucleus.